Messenger RNA from Penicillium samsonianum, 726 nucleotides. RefSeq lists its product as uncharacterized. The transcript has a single exon. The coding region runs from base 1 to 726 and encodes 241 amino acids. NCBI's taxonomy places the organism in Eukaryota, Fungi, Ascomycota, Eurotiomycetes, Eurotiales, Aspergillaceae. The record is from RefSeq and is a predicted model, not a curated record. Gene Ontology annotation, cellular component: mitochondrion.
AUGAACACUGAGAGCGACCAUGCGAAGAAGAUACAAACAGUCCUCGAAACGGCAAAUUUCACUCACCUCUGCUCUGAAGCCACCAAGAUUCGCCAACGAGAAAAAUCCUCAGAUGUGCUGACCUGCUCUGUAAACACGGCAAAGUUCACCAGCGGAACAUACAACCUUGUGGUUGCGCUGACCUUUUCGGACACAACUCAAUGGAUGGCGAGAAUCAUGCUGCCACAAGACUACGACGAUGAAAAUGUGGUGACAUCACUUUUGAGUGAAAUUGCUUCGAUGAACUUUGUUCGCUCCAAAACGACCAUACCUGUACCCCGCAUCUUUGGGCACAAUGUCACGAAGAAUGACUUCGGCUAUCCCUAUUUGUUGAUGGAAGCCCUCCCAGGAACCGUUCUAGAGAACCGAAUGGCUCUCUCGAUACCUGCUACGCAUAAGAAGAAAUUCGCUGCUCAACUGGCCCGCUAUGUCUAUGAACUGAGCACUCUCCGAUUUAGCAAGAUCGGUUGUCUCUCGUACUCCCAGUCCGGCGAGCUUGAAGUCUCACCACUCCAAAUCUCAGGCUCUUGGGUCGAACCUUUGUCUACCUCGUUGGAAUACUUCUAUCGAUUCCGCAAAGGCCAAACAAGGGAAAUCCACGAAGAACACAAAGGCGAGGCAGACUGGGAAGCAGCGGCUUGGUUCCUUGAAAAAUCGUUGACUUCUAUGGUAACGGAAGAGCAUUGA